Messenger RNA from Prorocentrum cordatum, 2118 nucleotides. Lineage: Eukaryota; Dinophyceae; Prorocentrales; Prorocentraceae. The record is from the annotation of a GenBank genome assembly.
AUGGGACCUCCGCCUCUCGCAGCGAACGUGGAGGGUCGCAGCACCAUCGCCGACGCCGACACGACCGACGGGAUGAACGCCGCCGUGGUCGACGACGGGAUCGCUCGUCUUCGCGUUUUAGUGGGAGCUCGCCGAAGGAUGCUUCUGCCCCACCUCCACGCCACCACCAUCAAGGCGCUGCUGGCUCUACUGGUGACCACUGUGGCCCUGGCGCUGCUCAUCCACUGGCUGGCAUUCCCCAUGACGAACGGGCACGACUCGCUGCAGCCGCUGAUCUCGCACCGACUUUCCCUGACCAUGAACGACCCCCACCACGAGCUGAGGCCACACACAGCCGCCCCGAUCCUCUUCAAGGUCAACACUAUCAUGGGCACGGCGCACUCCAACAUGCGGGACACGGUGCUGGAGCUCAUGCGCCCCCAGGCGGUUCGGUUGGACGGUCAUGACCACGACAUCAGACGGCUCCAGGACAAGUCCGACACCAUGGCCCAGGACCAGAAGGUGCUCCGCGACGACCUGGACGCCGUGCAGCGGAGCCUUGCCCAGGCCAAAACUGCUCAAGACACGGCCAUCGACCUGGCCAGGCUCGCUACCUAUGACCGCCCCGCCGACCCGAGCGUCUUCCGCAUCGGCUGCUCUCGGCCCACCGCCUUCAGCGAGAUCGAGGUGGCCAUCGCCGAUUGGGUCAAGGUGGCCCUGCUGGCGUCUCCCGAGCCGCUCGCCUCGCGCAACACCUUCAACUUCCAGGCCUUGUACGUCAACCCUGACAAGAGCCCGAAGCAGAUCUCGCCUCAGGGAGUGGACGAGCCGACUCGAUUGGCAUGGUCUCCGCAGGUGGCGGCAGAGCACUACAUUGACUUACAGGGCGUCAGCACGCAGCUCAAGCAACACAUGGACUUUAUCCUAGCAAACGGUUCCAGCCCUGUGAGAUCAACGGUGGAGACCGGCGUGGUCUACGGCUGCCUCCUGCGACGUCAGAAGCUCAACAAGAUCAAGCACCUCCUCCAACAGCGACACCUGAUUUUGGUUCAAGAAGUACAUGGCAACGAGAUGACGCUCACCACGGUACUGGACCAGCUGCCCGUGCACUACCGUGUCUUCUACAGCGGCUUCCCCACCGAGCAUGCUGCACCACGCCCGCAGGACCCCGCUGCUCCUGCGCUGGCUGACUGCGAGCCUGCCCCGGAUGAAGUUGAUCACCGCACUGGUGGAGCUGCUAUCAUCGCGCCGUGGCAUGCCCCUUCUCAUGCACGACAGCUCCCUGCUCACCUUCUGCCACACUUCUCGCACACUGUUCUCGCCCCUGGACGGAUGCACAUGCUCGAGAUCACCAACAGCGACGGCCACGCGAUCAGGGUCAUCAACCACCGCAACUACGGCAUCGACUUGAUUGCUCGGGCGGAGGCCGACAAGUUGAGUGACUUCGCGCUUUCGGACCACGCCAUCGUCGCUCUGCACCUUCAGCCUCGGCGCCCCCCACCUGCUGAGCUUCAGAGCUUCCCAGCCUAUUUCUUUCGCAGCGCGAGGUUCAAGGAGAUUCUUCAGACGCGCAUUGGCUGCGCAGGCCUGGUUAACCUUGAUAUGCAGCAGCGGUGGCAGAAGAUCGAGGCCCUGAUGCACCUGGCGGCUGGAACCGUGCGAUGGACUGCAACCAGCGCCGCCUCGACGCGAUCGGACAGCGCGCAGCUCGCGCUGGACGCCGUCGCCGACAGCAACCACAAGGAGAUGACUCUACCGCUGGCGUUCCUGAGCCCAACCGACAUGGCCAAUGCGAUCCGCGAGCACUGGGAGCCCGUCUUCGCAGCUGCCUCUGGCAGCGACCAGGAGCUGCGCGUCUCCCUCAACAAGAGGCUGCCGCCCGUGGUGCGCGUCGCCCGGGAGGCAGCCUUCCGGGCUGAGCGAACCUUGCAGGAGGCCGACGAGAAGAUCGCGGGGCUCGGCAUCGACUUGGACGCCGCCGCGGCGGCAUCGGCAGAGUUGUCCCGCGUGCUGCCCGACCUUGGCGACGGGCCGCCGACGGCGGUGUGCGGCCUGCGGGGCGGGGAGCCCCUGUUCGCCGCCCUGGAGGCGCUGCUGCCGGAGACACGCAGACGCGUUUUCUGGCGCUCGAUGGUAUGA